This is a messenger RNA of Coccomyxa subellipsoidea C-169, 1239 nucleotides long. RefSeq names its product methyltransferase type 11. Bases 25 to 1038 code for a protein of 337 amino acids. The transcript is spliced from 8 exons. The record is from RefSeq and is a predicted model, not a curated record. Lineage: Eukaryota; Viridiplantae; Chlorophyta; Trebouxiophyceae; Coccomyxaceae.
UACGAUGGAGUUUUUAGGCUCUUCAUGCAAGCAGUGGAGCGGGACCUAGUGCCAGACUUCCUCAUCAGAAGAGGCAUCCGUUACCUGCUCAGCCAGCGCGUGCAAAAUGCGAGAGAGGGAGGGGUGGAAGAGCAGGAGAGGAGGAAGCAGGCAUUCGUGGAUGAGCUCAAAAGCCUUCCCAUUGCUGUGCAGACCAGCAUAGCGAAUGAACAACAUUACGAGGCAAAGUAUUUUUUGCUGGUGCUUGGCAAGCACCUGAAAUACAGCAGCUGUCUGUACCCCUCGUCCAGCUCAACACUGGACGAAGCAGAGGAGGCAAUGCUAGGCCUGUGCUGCGAGCGGGCACAGCUUGCGGACGGGCAGACCAUACUGGAGCUGGGCUGUGGCUGGGGCUCCAUGUGCCUCUACAUGGCGGGAAAAUUUCCCAACAGCACCAUUACUGCUGUGUCCAAUUCCAGCACGCAGAAAGCCCUCAUAGAUGAACGCGCCAAAGAGCGCGGCCUGAGCAAUUUGACGGUCAUCACAGCAGAUGUUGUCGAGUUUGACACCAAGCAGAAGUUUGACAGGGUGGUGUCCAUUGAGAUGUUCGAGCACAUGAAAAACUACCAGGCUCUGCUCAAAAACAUAUCUAAAUGGCUCAAACCGGGGGGUCACCUGUUUGUGCACAUCUUCACCCACAAGACCUUAGCUUACCACUUUGAGGUGAAGGGGGAGGAUGACUGGAUGGCCAAGUACUUCUUCACCGGGGGGACGAUGCCGAGCGCAGAUCUGCUCCACCACUUCCAGGAUGACCUGGCGCUGCAGCAGCAGUGGGCCGUAAACGGAACGCAUUACUCGCGCACACUGGAGGACUGGCUCAGACGCCAAGACAGGCAGCGCGCUCAGAUCCUACCCAUCAUGAAGAAAACAUAUGGAGACGAUCAGGGACUGCGGUGGUGGGUGUACUGGCGUCUGUUCUAUCUGGCCUGCUCGGAGCUGUUCAAUUACAACGGCGGCGAGGAGUGGUUCGUCAGUCACUAUCUGUUCAAAAAGCACUGACGUGUAGCUAGGAAACAUAGCAAAGUAACAAACGCAAUUUUUUCGACCAAACAUUCUUUCCGUGCCAGAAAGGCAUGAAGGGCAGCAAAGCGAGUUAGAUAUAGGACAUUUUGACAAUGCAGUCGGUAGGAAGAAGAUGCUGUAGCUACAGAUCAGAAAGUCUCUAAUAGAAACUGCGUGGAUUGUAAGCACUUGUGCCAC